AUGCGUGGUCUGGCAACAGUCGGUCUUCUGUCUAUCAUCCUUUCUGUUGUGGCUUCUGUAGCCUGGGCACAAGCUGCCGAUGCAUCAGCUGCAGCCGUCGCUUCAGCUUCUGGAAAGAACUGUAACGAGAUUUUAACCGGAGGUGGAGAUCAACAAGAUCUUCUACUGUGCCAGUUGAGUGAAAGCAGCACCCUGUUGGCUCAGCUUGGCGCUUUGGUCUCGGAAGGAUUGGAACGUCUCAUGCAAAACCAAGGAAUCGCUGCCCCAGAAGAGGGAGAAGAUGAUGCUUCUGGCGUCGACAAAAGAAAGCAUGAGUAUUUGAGAUUCGGUAAGAGAAAGCACGAAUAUCUUCGUUUCGGUAAGAGAAAGCAUGAAUACUUGAGAUUCGGAAAGAGAAAGCACGAAUAUCUUCGUUUCGGACGUAAGUAA
This is a messenger RNA of Auanema sp. JU1783, 429 nucleotides long. Lineage: Eukaryota; Metazoa; Nematoda; Chromadorea; Rhabditida; Rhabditidae. The record is from the annotation of a GenBank genome assembly.